CGAGCUCAAGCCGCCGCCGCCGCUGCCACCGCUGCGCCCGCUGCUUCUUGACUUCGCACAACGACAUGCUAGCGGUCGAAGGAGCCCGUCAUGCUGUGAGGGCGCCACUGCGGCGGCAUUGCUUACAGCUGCGACGGCAGUCCACUUCAACACGCCCGCAAGUCUACGUCUCGCGCUCCCACUCUCCCCUCUUCAACCUCAGCAUAGAAGAACACCUGCUCCGCACCACUGCACCCACAACCCCUCUCCUCUUCAUCUACCGCAACUCCCCCUGCAUAGUCCUCGGGCGCAAUCAGAAUCACUGGAAGGAGCUGAACGUAGGAGCGAUGCAGGAACGUCAUUUGCCGCUGAUCAGGCGAAGAAGUGGCGGAGGAGCGGUGUACCACGAUUUGGGGAACACUAACUUCUCGCUGCAUGUUGCGCGAGAGCGAUUUGAGAGGAGAAUGGGGGCGGAGAUGAUUGCUAGGGCGCUGAAUGGGCCCGGAGUGGGGCUCAGGACGCUGAGAAGCGAUGAGGCCUCGCCCCCUGCAGAACGGUUUGCCAUAGGGCAAGGCAGCCCUGAAGGGGCGUACGUCAAUGAGCGACACGACUUGGUAGUCAGGGUGGUCGACCAAGCUGCUUCCUCAGGGUCGCACGAGUCGCACUGGGCAGAACGCAAGAUUUCCGGCUCAGCCUUCAAGAUCCUCACGCACCGAGCGUAUCACCACGGCACGAUGCUCCUCUCCUCUGACCUCUCAGCGUUGGGCUCCUCCCUGCGCAACGUAAAGACCAACGCCAUGAAGUCCAAGGGGGUGGAGAGCGUCAAGAGCCCCGUGGUAAAUUUGAGUGCCGCCUAUCCCUCUGCAGCCAAACAAGGACGACUGGACCACGAGAAAUUCACACGUGCGGUCGUGCGCGAGUUCUGGAACACGUACGAUGCAGAGAGUGGGAGAGAUGAAGCGCGAGGGGGCAGUGUGCUGGAGGAGUUGGGCAGAGGAUGGGUGGACGUGCAUGAGGAUCUGCCCCUCGCCAAGGAGCCGGAGAGGGUCAAGCUGGAGAAGCUGCUUGGAGAGUGGGAUUGGAUAUAUGCGUCUUGCCCGGAAUUCGAGGUGGUUAUCCAAGCAAGAGAGUACAAGGGCAAAGGCCGACUGAGGGAGCUAGGAUUGGGUGAGGGGGCAGCGUUGAAGGUGCAUUGCAAGAAUGGCAUCGUAUUGAAUGCCGAGAUGGAAGGUGGAGAUGGCGACGAAUGGGAGCAGGUCGUCAAGGGUAUUGUCGGCCAGCGCUACGAUACGUUUGCAGAAUGCCCGCCGAUGCCAGGGGGGUCGGCGUGCGCGAGGGAGGAAGUGAGUGGGGAUGCGAGGCGGCGCAGGGCGAUCGAGGCGUUGGGUGAGCAUGAUCAGCAAAUCAAGACGGCGCUUGUCGAGUGGCUUCACGAGGCCUUGUAGAGCAUCAAGCAAGUACAGCAAAUGUAAUAUCACACAGAAGUCAUUGGCAU
Molecule: messenger RNA, 1474 nt
Organism: Jaminaea rosea
Lineage: Eukaryota; Fungi; Basidiomycota; Exobasidiomycetes; Microstromatales
Exons: 1
Coding region: 444-1424 (326 amino acids)
Biological process (GO): protein lipoylation
Cellular component (GO): mitochondrion; cytoplasm
Molecular function (GO): lipoyltransferase activity
Source: RefSeq, a predicted model, not a curated record